Messenger RNA from Myripristis murdjan (pinecone soldierfish), 3961 nucleotides. RefSeq names its product ADAMTS like 5 (gene adamtsl5). Lineage: Eukaryota; Metazoa; Chordata; Actinopteri; Holocentriformes; Holocentridae. Gene Ontology annotation, molecular function: metalloendopeptidase activity; protein binding. The record is from RefSeq and is a predicted model, not a curated record. Gene Ontology annotation, biological process: proteolysis; extracellular matrix organization. The transcript has 13 exons. Gene Ontology annotation, cellular component: extracellular matrix. The coding region runs from base 844 to 2544 and encodes 566 amino acids.
CUCUCACUUGAGAGGAGCAGCUCUGUGAUUUGAGCAGCGGAGCGGACAGGGGCGUGUUCUCCGCAGGAAUGCGGCGCUGGGCUCGGAGGCUCAGGUGGAGGAGCGCCGAGAGACGCGUCCCGACUCCGAGCAGCCCGGUGCCACAGAGCGGGGCUGGCAUGAGCCUCCUGUCAUCCUGACCGACUUUCUGGACCUGUUUGGACUGUGAGGGCGACACACAGGGCAUCACAUCUACCUGCUAGAGAAGGAUUUUUCUUUUCUCCAUGCUGGACUGUGUUAACAGCUGCGUGAAGCUGCUGUUGUCCCCGCUGGUUUGAAUUGGAAAUCACCUGCCGGGACGCUUUGGCUUAACUGUUUUAGCCUUGGGGACAGAUUGUGAAUUCCUCCACUAGGAAUAAUGUGUAGCCCUCCACACCUGCGCCUCGUUUUUUGAAAUAGAAAGAAAAAACGAAUGUCUUUCUCUUCUUCCAGAAAAUCGUGUUUUUGCACUUGAAUGUGUGCCAGAAGAUGCAUUUUAUUACUUUCCUGACUGGUGUCCCAGAGGACAGAGCCCAUGUGAUGUGUGUUAGGACCAGCCCUGAGAAACAGAGCUGGCUGUAACUUGGAUGGACGUGCUCUACAGCUGAGAGAAAGUUCAAUUUCUGCGCAAAAGAAGAGGAAAAAAAAAAGAAACAUCCCCUUAAAGUAUGGAUGGUGUUGAGUUUGGAUGCGUUCUCUCGGAGCAGCCUGACAUGGGGAUGCGUUCUGCAGCCGAGUGGCAGCUUUUCAGGUCAUGAUACAGGGACAACAUUGCACCUGACACGCUAAUGUAAGAUAUCUGAUCCCUUCUCACAAGGAUCUACUAUGUCCUCACCACUGACGAGGAAGCUGAGGCUCUGCCAGGCCCUGACCUUUGUCUUGCUGCUGGUCUGUCCCGUCUGCCUGUCCUCCCCGCGCAGCUCUUCCUGGGUUUCUGUGUGGGGUCAUACCGGCGGGGGGGCCUCAUCGGGGCGUCCAGCACGUGCCCGACGGCAGCUACACUUCAGAAAUGAAUGGGCGUCCUGGAGCAGCUGGUCUGCCUGCUCCCGUACGUGUGGAGGAGGAGCCUCGGUGCGUUCACGUACCUGCAUGACCAGGAACCCCGUUGGUGGACCAUGCACAGGAGAUCCCAGACAGUACAAGAUUUGCAACACCAAGGAGUGUGGCCCCGGCUCAGAGGAUUUCAGAGAGAUGCAGUGUGCUGCUUUUAACGACAGACCACUGGUGGCUGGAAACUCCUACAGAUGGACCACCUUCCAUGGAGGCUCCAACCCCUGUGAACUGAGCUGCCUGGCCUUGGGUCACAACUUCUACUACAACUUCGGCCGGGUGCUGGAUGGCACAGCCUGCGACAAGGAGCCUGGAGUGAUGUGUGUCAACGGACGCUGCCUGAAGCCUGGCUGUGACCUGAUCCUGGGUUCAAAACAGCAGGAGGAUGCCUGCAUGGUGUGUGGAGGACGAAACACCACGUGCCUACAUCAUAAGAGUGUGUACCAGAGCAACAGUCAGGAGGCAGGCGAGCGCUUUGGAUACAACGAAGUGGCCAUGAUACCAGCUGGAGCCACUCACAUCCGAGUCACCGAUAACAGCAGGAACUAUCUGGCCCUCCAGAACGGUCGCUCCCAGUUUGUGAUCAACGGCAACUGGAAGAUCAGCGUUCCCGGGGAGUACAACGUAGCCGGAACCAAGCUGCUGUACCGGCGCUCAGCAGACACCUGGGAGAGUUUUGAGGUCCCAGGACCCACCCAGGAGGACCUGCACGUCAUGGUGCUGGCGACUGACAGAAACCCCGGGAUUGAGUAUGAGUACUGGCUGCCACCUGACCGCUACGCCCUUUACCAUGGUAGGAGGAGUCCACUGCGCCAGCCUCACCACACAUCAAGCUACUUCCCCUGGGCUCAACCCACCACUGCAACCACCACCACCACCACCACCCGGCCACCCCCAGUCACCACCCGAUCCUACUGGGUUUUCCCUGGAGGCUGGCCUGUGAAGCCCCCUCGCCAACCUUCACACCACCACAACCCUUACCAGCCACCUCACCAGCCAGUCCUGCCCCGCCUGGAGAGAGAGGAGAACCACAGAAACCUCCUGCCUCAGCCCUCACCUGGAAGGCAUUGUGGGAAAUGUCGACGGGUUCGGGGUCGAAGGGAGCGCCAGACCCAGUAUUGUCAGAAGGAUUUUGUUUUUCGGGCCAAAGUGGUCGGGAAGCUGUACAGAGGCGAGGAGACGCGCUAUGAUGUCCAGAUCAUCCACACCUACCGCAACCGCUUCCGCCUGGAGCACCGGGAGUUCCUGUGGGUCCCUAAUGUGUGUGACUGCCCCCAUCUGGAAGAUGGGCGCCAGUAUGUGCUGAUGGUGCGUCGUCACAUUAAUUAUGAGCACACCUUAAACCGCAUACUGCUGGAGGAGGGAAGCUACGUGGUGCCAUACAAACCGAGAGAGGACGCUCUGCUGCGGCCGCUGGAGGAGCUCUGCAGCAACAGGGGACCCAAACAGCCGGCAGAACUGAGGGGAUACGUGUGAAGACGAGCAGGACACCUUCAUCACAACAGGCUGCUGCGUGCGUGUGUGUGUGCGUCUGUGUGAGUGUAUCACAGAGAUGAAACUCAUACUGACACUUUGCUCUCUUAUGGACUUUGUUUGUGUCUGGACCUACAAAAGAUCCUCAGACUCUGCGAGUGACGAGUGUUGCUCCAAAUGACUGAGCAACACGAUCAAUUCCAAAGCAGCGUCACUGCAGAAAAGUGACAGUUGUGAUGUCGGAGGGGCUGUGUUCAAUUUCAUUUGAAUUUCAUCCAUUUGAGUACUUGCUAUGUUAAGAAACCAAAAAGACUCCAACUUUAUUUAAAAGCUUACCAGCUUACCAUAUAGCACUUUAGGUGGACGUGUAUGCCCACCUUUAAACAGAUACCAAAGAGAAGAACGUUGACUGAAAUGGCCUGUGUGUUAUUGCUGUUUUUCCACAAUUAUCUUUUUGGAGGGUUAUUUUUAAUUGAAAUGUUUAUGUGCCUUGUAAAGUUAAAGGAAAAAUACACUCCUAAAGAACCCUUAAAAAGCUUUUGAUGAUUAAUGUGGCAUUUCAUGGUCCAUUUUGUGGUUAGGCUGUGCAUUAUUUCUUAUUCCCACAGAUAACUGGCCGAGCACAGAAAUUUACAGCAGCUACAAUGGGCUUUGAUAGCAGAAAAUAUUUCAACAGUCAUCAAUCAUCAAACAUCAACAUCAGUCGCUGAGAAUCAAAGUGGCUACACCAAAAAGAAAAAAAAAAAGUUGUAACAGUUCAUGACAACAUACCUCCUGGAACGCCACUGAACUUCACAGACGAAUGAGAUCUGACAGCGGAGGAGGGUGGAUUUUUCCUUUAACUUUCACCUUGUUUUCAUACUCAAGCUAUAGCAACAAUGUAUUGUGCCGUAAUGUAUUUAUGUAUACAUAUAUAUCUAUAUAUAUAGAUAUAUAUACAGUUAAAGGUAUAAAAAGCUUAAAACAUAACACACUUACAUGUGUUCCACUUGUUUAACGUCUUUCCCAGUGUGUACUGUGCAUUGCUCACUUGUGCUAUUCAUUUUUAUAGUGUGUGAAAUCAGGUCUGCUUUAUGGUAUUUUACAUGAACAUACUUUUUUGUAAGAAGAGAUUAUGAAAUUUACAGUAUUUUAUAAUGGUGUGGCACUGAUUAGCUACGAAUAUAAGAAGCAGUUAAUUUGACUUGUUUGUACAAAAAAAACCCAUUGUAGUGUGCUACGUAGUCAGUUAACUACUGUGCUUUGUGUUUUGUAUUUGAAAUAUGCAAUUUGCUCUCACAAACCUCAUGUAAUUGUGCCAAAAGAAUUCCUUUGUAUCUUAGGUGGGUGGUAAUGACUUCCACCCCUCUGCAGUGUAGGGCUGUAGAGGUUCACAGGCAACAUAAGCAAUUGAAUUUGGAAUUAAAUAUGAUUCACCAUC